AUGUUUCUUUCCGCCGUGCUUUCGGGCCUCCAAAAGAUGUCCAUUUUGCGUUGCGGCGACACCAGCGGCAUCGUAAAGGGCUGCAUCAUUGGCAUGGGCCGCACGCGUCACGGGACGGGGAAGAUCGGCGACCGCAUCAAGGUCUCCGUGCGCGACAAGACUGCAGACUGCAGUAUCAGCAACAAGAAGCCGCGCGGCAUCAUCAUCCGCCGGAAGAAGGAGACCGUGCGUCGCGACGGCAUGGUGUUCAAGUUCGACGAGAACGCAUUUGCCGUGAUCGCAAACAACAAGCUGGUGGCGUCCAAGAUUCGGGGCCCAGUACUGCUUGAGACGCGUCACGCAUGCCGCAAUCUGGCGAACCGUAUAUUUUAA
This is a messenger RNA of Babesia ovata, 372 nucleotides long. Its product is annotated as LSU ribosomal protein L14P. The coding region runs from base 1 to 372 and encodes 123 amino acids. The transcript has a single exon. Gene Ontology annotation, biological process: translation. The record is from RefSeq and is a predicted model, not a curated record. Gene Ontology annotation, cellular component: mitochondrial large ribosomal subunit; ribosome. Gene Ontology annotation, molecular function: large ribosomal subunit rRNA binding; structural constituent of ribosome. Lineage: Eukaryota; Apicomplexa; Aconoidasida; Piroplasmida; Babesiidae.